Messenger RNA from Phalaenopsis equestris, 711 nucleotides. RefSeq names its product F-box protein At3g27290-like. The coding region runs from base 62 to 418 and encodes 118 amino acids. Lineage: Eukaryota; Viridiplantae; Streptophyta; Magnoliopsida; Asparagales; Orchidaceae. The record is from RefSeq and is a predicted model, not a curated record. Gene Ontology annotation, cellular component: cytoplasm. Gene Ontology annotation, molecular function: protein binding. The transcript has 2 exons.
UCUAAUAUUUUAGCCGCUUCUCGCUUUAUCCUUGCUCCGGAGUCCUCUCGCAUAUUUUCUCAUGGAAACCCCUUAUCCAACUGUCGAGAACCUCACCUCCACUCUUCCCACCGGCGACUCUACUGAACCUCACAGCGCUCUGUUCCUCGUCCUUGGCUAUCUCCGGCUGCCAGAGCUCCUCGCAUUUCGGCAAGUGUGCAGGGCUUUCAGGGAUGAGAUCGCCGCCGACGAGACGCUGUGGCGCCACAUCACCGUCGAGCCCCCGCUAAGCCUCCGGCUCUGUGACGAAAAACUUUUGUGGAUUACAUCCUUUGCGAGGGGAAAUUUGAAGUCGUUAGCGUUGCCGCGUUGCUGGCGGAUCACUGACACCGGUCUGCUGCAAGUUGUUGAUCAAAACCCUUACAUUACGAAGUUGUAAUCUCUUGGAACCCUAGAAGGGGAUUUGUGUGAAUGACUCUGGCUGCCACCUAUCAGCUAAGAAAGAAUUUGAGGAUCUAUUCUUGUGCAAGAUCAAAUGUUCGUGAGCACGGAGCAAAGAUCUCCAUGGAUCCAGAUAUUUCAAGUAUCCACAUAAUUUAUACUUUUCUCAACGGAUAUCUUUGAUCAAAUUUUGGCCUCUCCUUACUCUUCAAGUGAAGCUAGGGGUCUAUUUAAAGGCUCCAUGAGAGGGACAUUUUGGUCAUUCGGCAAAUAACUUCUAUAACCACCUGA